GGAAAUUAUUGAUAUGUUGGAGACAACAAGACAAGAUUGUUGACAAAGGUGGCAAAGAGCAUUGAUCCUUGAUCUGAGAUAAUAGUUCUACGCCUCUGAUCAAGCAUCCAUUAUAUCGGAAGCUUACAUUUAGCAACUUUUGGUUCUAGUCAUAUUAGCUUUGGCAUGCGAUGCUGACUUCGAUUGAUGGCGCGGGCAAGAUAAAGCAACACACCUGCUCCACAUCCAGAUUACCAAGUGUGCCCAUAGCAAAUCGACGGAUUCAGCCGUGUUUGUAUCAUCAGCGACGAAGACUCCCUAUUCUAGCGGCCAGUGAAAGACCAUGCCAUCUCAGGUUGCGGCAAAUGUCAGUGGUACAGCCAAGACCAGCAACAUACUCCAGAAAGUCUUCUUGUAAGAGCACCUGCCAUCGGCAAAGGGAUUCAGCAAAGAGCGCGCAUGCACCGCCCCAAACCUCCUGGGCCUCUUGGACAGCGCUGGGCAGCGUCCUGCUGGCAGCCGGGCCGGCGAUUGCAGAAGAUGGGCUCAAGUAUGAACCUGGGGCUGGUGCGGACGUGGUAAAACAGGUGGCAGGGGCAGCAUAUGUGGUGCUGCUAGCAGUCUUUGCAGUGCGACUGCUCACCAAACGGGCAAAGUUCGCCACGGAAGAGAGACUUGCAUCAGCAGCGAAGGGUGAAAAUGAGAGGCCCCCUGACCCCUCCAUCAAGCGCGUCACACCCCUCCAGUCUCUCUGGGCUGCAGUGCAGGCAGGAGUAUUUGCAUACCUGUUGUAUCUAUUCAGCAGUAACGUAGAUGGCUACUUUGAACGUCAGCCGCUGCCUGACCAGUACACAGCGCGCAACAUCACAGUCGCCAUCAGCACCAUUGUGCGCGGACUGUCCUACCUCAUCACCUUCAUCUUUGGCGCCAACGCCGUUGGCCUGAGCGCUCUGACUGUGCAGCUGUUCAUCAACCCGGAGGCGGUAAAUGAGGCCGAACCUCAGCAGGAUCUCCACGAUGUCUCGAACAAUGGGCAGGAAGGAUCGUCAGGGGAUGCCUUGUGAAUUUAAUUCAACAUUUUGCAAAGGAAAACUGCAGAAGUGAUGACCAGUGGUGGCCAUGAACAUUUUGAUGGAUCGCUAGUUGACAGAAUCCAAUGAGUGAUUACACACGGUGCCAGAAUUGCAAGGAACAUAUGCAAAAUGCAAUACAUCAAUUUAUGUAAGGCUUC
Molecule: messenger RNA, 1210 nt
Organism: Coccomyxa subellipsoidea C-169
Lineage: Eukaryota; Viridiplantae; Chlorophyta; Trebouxiophyceae; Coccomyxaceae
Exons: 5
Coding region: 345-1043 (232 amino acids)
Cellular component (GO): chloroplast thylakoid membrane
Source: RefSeq, a predicted model, not a curated record